CCAUUUCCCCGCCUUCCACAAUCGCGCGGACCGCUGAGUGGCCCCUGCCGCCCUUCAAGCCGAUCGCGGCGCGCUUUCAUCAUCGUAAAACCAGCCCAGAAGAAUUUUGUGACCUUGACUCACCAGAGAACUCUUCAAAUACGCCGUCACCCCCACCAAAGUUUUUGCUUCCCCAUCCCUACUUCCCAACUGCGAAAAAUGUGUCCUCCGGUCGAAAACGCGCCUGUCAAUGGCACUCAGACGAACGGGCACACCAACGGCACUGUGAACGGCAGCCAUCCAGGGUUUUCUGGCAUUUCGACUCCGCAUAACCCGCAUCCGCACAAGUCGUCACCGUACCACCCUGUGGGCGACUUCUUGUCAAAUGUCUCCCGCUUUAAGAUUAUCGAGUCGACACUAAGGGAGGGCGAACAAUUCGCCAACGCCUACUUCGACCUGGACGCCAAAAUCAAGAUAGCCAAGGCAUUGGACGAGUUUGGUGUAGACUACAUCGAACUUACGAGCCCCGCUGCGUCCGAGCAAUCGCGCCGCGACUGCGAAGCCAUCUGCAAACUCGGCCUCAAGGCCAAGAUCCUCACUCACGUGCGAUGCCACCUCGAAGAUGCCAAAAUUGCAGUGGAGACAGGUGUGGACGGAUUGGACGUGGUCAUCGGGACGUCGUCUUAUCUUAGAGAGCACAGUCAUGGCAAAGACAUGACUUACAUCAAGAAUACCGCUCUUGAGGUCAUUGAGUUUGUAAAGAGCAAGGGCAAGGAAAUCCGGUUUAGCUCAGAAGAUUCGUUCCGAUCAGACCUCGUUGAUCUGCUGUCCAUCUACAGCGCCGUGGAUAAGGUUGGUGUAAACCGUGUGGGUAUCGCAGAUACGGUGGGCUGCGCGUCUCCUAGACAAGUAUAUGAUCUUGUCCGCACACUGAGGGGUGUGGUUUCGUGUGAUAUUGAAACGCACUUCCACAACGACAGCGGGUGUGCGAUUGCCAACGCCUACUGCGCACUUGAGGCAGGUGCUACGCAUGUCGACACCUCCGUUCUGGGUAUUGGCGAGAGGAACGGCAUUACACCCCUUGGGGGCCUGAUGGCCCGCAUGAUCGUAGCCGACCGCGACUACGUGCUCAGCAAGUACAACGUCAAGAAGCUCAAGGAAGUCGAGGAGCUCGUGGCAGACCUGGUCGAGGUGAACAUUCCGUUCAACAACUACAUCACCGGUUUCUGCGCUUUCACCCACAAGGCCGGUAUCCAUGCUAAAGCUAUCCUUAAUAACCCAUCCACCUACGAGAUCAUUUCCCCGGCCGAUUUCGGCAUGUCUCGAUACGUGCACUUCGCCAGCAGGCUCACUGGCUGGAACGCUAUCAAGAGCCGUGCUGAUCAGCUUGGUCUCAACAUGACCGACGCGCAGUACAAGCAAUGCACCGCCAAAGUCAAGGCCAUGGCGGAUGUGAAGAAGAUCACGCUCGACGAUACAGACGAUAUCAUCCGAAGAUUCCACCACAACAUCAACAACGAGGAGGAGAAGCCUCUGUUGCCAAAUUUGACCGAGGAGGAGCACGCCAAGUUUCUGCAGGCAGAGCAGGAGCUCAACGGCGAGAAGGAGAAGCGCCAGCUCGACGCCACCGCUGAUGCCGAGGCUGCGGUGCCUGCCGCUAAGAAGACGAAGACAGUAGCUGUGUCAUAGGGUUGAGCAUCAACGCAUUUGGGUACUUGGAGUUCUGUGCUUUGCUUUCAUUCGGAUUUUAGGCAUAUGCAUUCCGGCCACGGAAAAGUUCCUCUGUUUGAUACCUCACCUCGCUGAUGUCUGUGCAGCCUGGUAUAGUUGGGUAUAUAGAACGCGCCAUUGUGAACAUACACGAAGAGCCAAAGGAAAUAAAUACUAUUCAUGAUAUCUCCA
Molecule: messenger RNA, 1881 nt
Organism: Trematosphaeria pertusa
Lineage: Eukaryota; Fungi; Ascomycota; Dothideomycetes; Pleosporales; Trematosphaeriaceae
Product: homocitrate synthase
Exons: 5
Coding region: 199-1668 (489 amino acids)
Cellular component (GO): mitochondrion
Molecular function (GO): homocitrate synthase activity
Source: RefSeq, a predicted model, not a curated record